Symbiodinium pilosum is the source of this 540-nucleotide messenger RNA. Lineage: Eukaryota; Dinophyceae; Suessiales; Symbiodiniaceae. The record is from the annotation of a GenBank genome assembly.
AUGUGGCAGCGAGCUGUCCUUGUGUCUCAGCCUACUCAUCCAGACCUUUAUGACCACGACACGCGACAAAGGAUCUGCAACGUUUGCAAGACGGAAUUCACUUGCCAUCCGCCAACACGGGCCGAGCUGCUGGCUUCUUUCACCGGCCCCGAGCUGGCAGCCCUGAUCGAGGAGCGCUGCUUCAUCGGUUCGGCAGAGAAUUUCAGCCGCGAGCUCGAGAGACAGGUGGCCAGCUUUCCGGGCAUCAUGCGCGAGGGCAUCGUGUGCCUCAACUGGAUCAGGGGACUGUUCCUGAUUGUGAAAGUUGUUGAGGAUCGGCACCGCGGGGUAGUCAUGCUGAAGGUCAGUGACGAAGAGGAGCUUGCCAUGUUCAUGCAGCAGCUCGAGGCAGACGCCAGGACCGGGGAUGACCCACUACCCCAGCAGCUGUGUUUGGAGUGGAAACGCAUUGUUUUUGACUUGCAGCUGCCUCUCGAAUGGAGAUCCAAUCGUUACAGCUUCAGAAGUAGCAAAGUCUCAAGAAGGGUCGUUGUCAUUUGA